Striga asiatica is the source of this 3035-nucleotide messenger RNA. Lineage: Eukaryota; Viridiplantae; Streptophyta; Magnoliopsida; Lamiales; Orobanchaceae. The record is from the annotation of a GenBank genome assembly.
GUCGGGAACCAUGGAUUUAGCGAUAUUUUCUUUGUUGGCACGUUUUCUUUCCCAGCAUUAUUAUUAAAUUAAAUUACCAGCAUUAUUAUUAAAUUAUUUAUUUCUUGGAUACUCAUAUCCAUUACUUGUUUGCCGGUGAAUGGCGAUCGUCGAUUCAUUAUAUUUACAAUGAAACCCUAGUUCAAUCAUUUCCUUUCUUUUAUGGCGUCAAACCCUUGAAUCACUUUCUCAAUGCUUGGCUGAAGUUUUGACAGGAAACGAAAAAUAGCUCAAUUUAAUCGCAGAGUCCGGCUUCCAUCCAGUUUUCAUUUAUCUCUUUUGGUUAUUCGAAAUUGAUUGUUGAAAAAAAAAAAACUGGUAUUUGAGUUCCUUAGGUUUUUUUGUAGGGUGUACCUUUUUCUUUGAGGAGAGAUACAGCUAGAAAUCUGUGAAGAUGAUGUCGAGAUCUUAUACUAAUCUAUUAGAUUUAGCAUCUGGGAAUUUCCCCGUAAUGGGUCGGGAGAAGGAGCGCAAACGUUUCCCCAGGAUAAUGACAGUCCCUGGAAAUAUUGUUGAGCUUGAUGAUGAGCAAGCUAACAGUGUUACAUCCGAGAACCCAUCUUCAGUAGCAGGUGACCGAAUGAUCAUUGUUGCAAACCUUCUGCCUUUGAAAGCAAAACGAAGGCCGGACAAUAAAGGUUGGAGUUUUAGUUGGAAUGAGGAUUCUUUACUUUUACGGGUUAAGGACGGCUUACCGGAGGACAUGGAAGUUCUUUAUGUUGGGUCACUACCUGUUGAUGUCGAUCCUAUUGAACAGGAUGAUGUGGCCAAUUAUCUACUUGAGAAAUUUAAAUGUGUCCCUGCUUUCUUGCCGCCUAAUCUUUUGGAAAAAUAUUAUCAUGGGUUUUGCAAGAAGCAGUUGUGGCCACUUUUUCAUUACAUGUUGCCAUUUUCGGUUGAUCAUGGAGGUAGAUUUGACCGGUCCAUGUGGGAAGCCUAUGUGUCUGCCAAUAAGAUGUUCUCGCAGAAAGUAAUUGAGGUGCUUAAUCCUGAGGACGAUUUUGUUUGGAUUCAUGACUAUCAUCUGAUGGUUUUGCCCACGAUUCUGAGGAGACGUUUUGUUCGGUUGAGGAUGGGAUUUUUCCUCCACAGUCCAUUCCCUUCCUCUGAGAUUUACAGAUCACUUCCUGUCAGAGAAGAAAUUCUCAAAGCCCUGCUCAAUUCUGACCUCAUUGGUUUCCACACCUUUGAUUAUGCACGACACUUCCUUUCCUGCUGCAGUCGAAUGUUGGGCUUAGAGUAUCAGUCAAAAAGGGGAUACAUUGGGCUGGAAUAUUAUGGGAGGACAGUGGGGAUAAAGAUAAUGCCUGUUGGGAUACAUAUGGGACAUAUCGAAUCUGUGAUUAGGCAAGCAGAUAAAGAGCUGAAGGUUGAUGAGCUUAACAGGCAGUUUGAAGGUAAGAUGGUGUUACUUGGAGUUGACGAUAUGGACAUAUUCAAAGGCAUCAACUUGAAACUCUUAGCUUUCGAGAACAUGCUCAGGCAGCACCCUAAUUGGCAGGGAAGGGCUGUGCUGGUGCAAAUUGCUAAUCCUUCUAGAGGGGAAGGGAUAGAAUUGGAGGAAAUACUGGCUGAAAUAGAGGAGACGUGCAAGAGAGUUAAUAAAGAAUUCGGGCGAUCUGGGUAUGAGCCUAUAGUUUUUAUCCACCGUCCUAUAUCAAUCAGUGAGAGAAUGGCUUAUUACACGAUUGCUGAGUGUGUUGUGGUGACAGCAGUUAGGGACGGGAUGAAUCUGACUCCUUAUGAGUACAUCAUAUGCAGAGAAGGUGUAUCUGGUGCCAAUACAGGGUUGAGUUUGGUUGGGCCCAAGAAGAGCAUGCUAGUUGUGUCUGAAUUCAUUGGGUGCUCUCCUUCCCUGAGUGGCGCAAUUCGUGUUAACCCUUGGAAUGUGGAAUCGACUGCUGAGGCUAUGAAUGAGUCGAUAUCGAUGGCCGAGUCAGAGAAGGAGCUGCGACAUGAGAAGCACUACCGUUACGUGAGCACGCAUGAUGUAGCCUUUUGGUCUAGAAGCUUCCUACAGGAUAUGGAGAGAACGUGUGCCGAUCAUUUCAGGAAAAGGUGCUGGGGCAUUGGUCUGGGCUUUGGAUUUCGUGUUGUGGCUCUCGAUCCUAAUUUUAGAAAGCUAUCCAUAGAUGAUAUUGUGGCGGCUUACUGUAGGUCCAAGAGCAGGGCUAUUCUGUUGGAUUAUGAUGGCACUUUGAUGCCUCAGAAUCAAAUUGUUAAGACCCCAGGUCCUCAAGUUCUGUCUCUCUUGAAUCGUCUAUGUGGGGAUCCCAAAAAUAUAGUUUUUAUGGUGAGUGGAAGAGGGAGGGAUAGCUUAAACAGUUGGUUUCUUCCUUGUAAGAACUUGGGCCUUGCUGCUGAACAUGGUUACUUUUUAAGGACAAAGGACGUGUGGAACAGCUUGAGAACUCAUUUUCAAAAUUUUUAUGCCCUACCAAAGGGCCAUUUAAAUGAUGUGUGGUUUCUGAAGGAUGGCUGUACAGCAUGCAUUAAUCUGGAGGAGUUUUGAUGAUACAAAGGUGACAAAAUGCUAUUGUGUGCUCUCAACUUUUAUAUCUUCUUUAUUCGCAAUGUGAAAGUGCAAAUAAACCAAAACAUGUGAUGGAUUUGGGCUGAGGAGUAUUCUAAUGCACAACAGUAUUCCAUUGUAGAAUGGUCCUUGGCCCAAUUUGUUUGUAAGAAGUGGAGUGUGUAGACGGCACGCCUUUCACUUUGGUUUAGUUCUUGUGUACAGGUUGUUAAGAGGUGUUGUCUCAGUUUGUUUAUUUUUUCCCGAUUUAAAUUUAUGUGAAUAUGGAUUUAUUAUAAUUUGUCUGACUGAUGGGUGCUCUUAUUGCAUGUGACAAGUGAUUUUAAUUCACACCUUGGUUGUUUCCAGUUGUUGGCAUAUUGGCAUUUGUCUUGUUUUAUUUAGUUGUUAGGCUGAAUGUUAAGUCUGUUGGAUUGAUAUUAUUUAUGCGGAAAUCUUUGAAUCGUAAAUGUUUGGAGGUUGA